AAGCAUAUUUCUUGAUUGUUACACAAAAGUUGUUUUUGUUUUGUGUUGUUUUGUUUUGUUUUGUUUUGGACAAGACAAAGUUCUCAUGCCAAACCUAGUCUGUUUGUUCCUGAAGGAAGCCAUCAUGCCCUGCAGCUUCAGUCCUUACCAUGUGCCGUCUGCAGUGCCCAACACCGCACAUUCCAGUGAGCCGGGACCGUCUAGGAAAACCGCAAAGCUCCUUCAGGAAAACAGUUCUAUAGACAGUAGAAAACAAUCAGUCUUCUCUUUAACGAUUUCUUCAAAGUACUUCUGGAAAACAGCCACUCUGAUGUCUACCCUAGAUUCUAAGGAUUCCAUUAGAUUUCUUACUACACCGGUUGCUAUCUGGACUUCUUCACCUUUGGUUAUGGAUGCAGCCAGCUACCUUGUCUUACCUUUGCUCUUGUCCCUUUGUGCGCCACUGACUCUUACAGGGUCUCACUGUGUAGCCCUGGCUGUCCUGGAACUCACCCUGUAUACCAAAGUGAUCUUGAACUCAGAGAUUCUGCCUGCCUCUGCCUCCUGAGUGUGAGCCACUAAGCUCAGUAGCCCAAGCUCCCCUCAGACUCUCCAAAUCAAAGAACCCUGUCCUAGUUUUCCUGAAUCUCUGGGGCUCCAGCUUUGCCUAUGGCUGCUUUAUUGACUGACUUUGCCCCUUACCCCCGUGUAUUUGACACUGCUUCAUCCAGCUCAACUUCUCAAAAAAAUAAAGAAAAAUCGAUCCUUUUUUUCUAGCUCCCAGUAACAGAGUUGACUAGUGAAUUCAAAGCCAGUUUGCAGUUUGGGCCAUAUACUGAGAUUACCUCAAAAAUUGUUUUAAAAAUGCUGGUCAUAGACCACAGAGAUAGCUCAGGGGGUUUCAACACCCUGUGCCAUCAACACAAUGACAGGCAUUCAAUUCCUAGGACCCACUUAGUUCAAGGAGAGCCAAGUCCCGCAAAUGGAUCGUUCACUUCCCACACCUGCACCAAAUAAGUGUAGUAAGUCUUGUGUUUUGCGAGACAAGGUCCCACUAUUUAGCCUUGACUGACCUCCAAGCCACAGAGAUCCAACUGCCUCAGCUCCUCCAUGCUGGGAUUGAAGGCAUGGGCUGCCACAGUCAGCUACUAUUCUUAAAGAAGAGCUGGUCCUUUUAUUGCUUCCAUUUGACACAUGAAGAAAUGAUGUGACACAGUCACGUCCUUAGGUCAGGCAGCUAAUAACAGAGUCAAGGCAGCAGUGAGAUGCCGGACCUGGUACAAUGUAUACUGAGGUCUCUCCAGUUGGCAUUUCUCACGGUGGUAGUGCUGUCUUUAACAGUUGAUGGACCCCAGGGAUCUUUCUACAACUAAGUCUGUACAACCUGUAGUUGAGUCAAUCCGCGAAGUUUUUAAAGAUGUCACUGUUGAUUACUCAUAUCCUAGCAUUCCGGAGGCUAGCUUAAGUCAUCAGGCUUGGCUGCUUUACCUGCUGAGCUGUCUUAAAGCCCCACCCUUAUUUUUUUAUGCAAAUGUAUUUAUAUGAUGUCUUAGGGUUUUAUUGCUGUGAACAGACACCAUGACCAAUGUAAGUUUUAUAAAGGGCACCAUUUAAUUGGGGCUGGCCUACAGGUUCAGAGGUUCAGUCCAUUAUUAUCAAGGUGGGAGCACGGCAGCAUCCAGGCAGGCACGGUGCAGGAGGAGCUGAGAGUUCUACAUCUUUAUCUGAAGGAAGCCAGGAACAGAUUGAGCACACUCUGGCAGCUAGGAGGAGGGUCUCCAAACCCACCCCCACAGUGACACCCUUACUCCAACAAGGCCACACCUUCUAAUAGUGCCACUCCCUGGGCUAAGCAUAUACAAACCAUCACAUAUGAGUUAUGAAGUUACUACCAGAUUACAUUACAGAGUCAGUGACAACGAUCUUGAGAACUGUAGCAAAGAGCUUGGCCAGAUACAUCAAGUCCUAAAUACAUACUUUCCCUUUUUAAUAACCAUAUCUUGUUACAGGUAUAAAUUUCAAACGAUGUUGUACACUUAGCAUAUAUAUCUUACAGGCUUCCAUAUAAAUUAUGACUCAUUCUCCCAAAAAAAUAUUCUCAACAGCAUCUUAAAUUUAAAGGAAGAGCUUGAUCCAGGUUUCAGAAUAAAUAAGCAUGUAUUAAACUGGCCCUAUUGAAGACAAAAUAUAUGUUUAAAGCUUAGAUGUCAAGGGUAACAUAACCUUAGGGUGCAAUUUUCCUGCACGUGUAAUGUAUGCUUGUCUAUUCAUUUGAAACCCCUUUAAUGAGUAACAAGACAGCAGAUUUGUUGACUAUAAUACAAAUAUUCUUGAAUGUACAAAAAGAAAAUCACAUAGAUUCCUCCGUCCACACUCCAAGGCCCAGGGAUCAUAGAGACAUAAAGAAGGCAGGACUAGAGGAUGAGGAGUCCUGUAAAAUGCAGUCACGUAGACAUGACAUUGCACUCGAAAUCAUGAGUUCACAGAGACUGGUUCAAAGACCUGCAUAAGGCAGUUCAUGUCAACAUUCCAGUGUGGGGGUGGGGUACAUGAGGCACCCCCUCUAGCUGAGUAGCUUUUUGGCAGUUGAUAGUUGCUGGGAAAAUGGGAGUUAAUUUUCUUGACUGUAAUGGGUGGAAAGUUGUUCAGGACCUAGUAAAUAACUCCACACUGGUGUACGUGCAAGGUACCCUAAUUAAACUCAGUUAUUAAAACAAAACAUGAGGGGUUGGGGAUUUAGCUCAGUGGUAGAGCGCUUGCCUAGCAAGCACAAGGCCCUGGGUUCGGUUCUCAGCUCCGGGAAAAAAAAAAAAACAAAUGAAAUUAGGAGGGGGGUGUGUUUGGCAGAAGCGUUCCAAAGCAGUGGGAGAGAAUAAGAAUUACAAGGUGAAUAUGAUCAAAAUAUAUGCAUGAACUUGUCAAAGAACAAAAAUUCUUUUUAAAAAUAUUAUAAUGAUUUUAAAAAUAAAAGAGGAGAGUCUGGAGAGAUGGUUCAGCAGUUAAGAGCACUUAACUAACUGCUUUUGUAGAGAACUAGGGUUUGGUUCCUAACACCCACAUGGCAACUAACACCCACAUGUGACACAAGUUCCAGAGAACUGAUCACCUCUUCUGGCCUCUGAGGGCAUUGCACACGUGAUAUGGUACUCAGGCAUAAAAGCAUGAAAAAAAAUCUACAAAAAAUUAAUAAAUACAACUUUAAAAGAAUAAAAGAGGGGCUGGAGAAAUGUCUCAGUGGUUAUAGGCACUGGCUCUUCCAGAAGAUCUGAGUUCAGAUCCCAGCACCAACAUAACAGCUCACAACCACCUGUAACUCCAGUUACAGGAAAUCAGCACCGUCUUCUGCCCUCCUCUGGCACUGUGCCCACAUAUGCACUCAGGCACACACAGACACACCUAAAAUAAGAAUGUUAAAAGAAUAAAAAGGCUAGAGAGAUGCCCUCCUGGUUAAGUGCACUUGUUGAACUUGCACAGGACCUAGGUUCGGUUCCCAUCAGUUCCCAUGGUGGCUCACAACCAUGUAUAACUCCACUCCCAAGGGAUGUGACACUCUCUUCUGACUUACACAGGCACCAAGCAAGAAUGUGGUCCCCAUACAUACAUGUGGGUAAAAGCUUAUACACAUAAAAUACAAAUAUUUUAAAUUUUUGAAAGGCUGAAAAACCUGUUUCUGUAUAACUGGUUACUUUAGCAAACUUUCAGUACUACAGAGUAAGAAGAUUUCAUAUCCUUGUACUGGAGGCUUAGACUUUUUUCAAAACCUACUUUAAUUAGGGUUCUUGAAAGCUUCAACAUCCUUCUAGUCCAACUACCAAGGUAGGGAAAAGAAAGGCUAAUAGGAAUUGAGGGUUAUGGAAGGGUUUAGAAGUAGUUCUUUAGGAAGAUUGGGAUAUCUCUGUGUCAGGAUAUUAGCAGUCCAGUCUAAGACAGCAGACAUGAGUCAGUAGCAGCAGUCCAGUCCAAUGGGCAAACAUCAAACAGGAAUCAGUAGCAGCAGUAGAUCCAGAAGAAACUGAGAGGCGCCACAGAUCAGCAGGAGUCAGCAGAAGUGGCAAGAAGCCACCUGGAUGUCCCAGGAAGUUCUUUGGCAAGCUAGUCCCUAUGGAGUCAAGACAAGCGAAGAUCAGCGACUCAGUGCAAGGCGACCCAAUGCAAGAGCCUUGUCACACUGUCUGUGGAGUAUGUUUAUAUUCUUUCCAACCAUCACACAUCCUUUCCCCUGUCUGCUUCAGAAAGACCUUCUCUCAGCUGUCUCUGCUUCAGCAAAAACAUAUGACGUAACUAAGUCCCCAAAGAAACCAGAAAUUUCCACUUCAAUGUACCUUCUGCAAAAAAAAAAAGGGGGGGGGUGUCAAUUCUUCUCUGGAUUUUGCUACAACAAAAUAAUCUGAAUUACAUGUUGGACUGGGUUUGAUAAAGAAAGCUUGUGGAAUUCAAAGUAGGGGGCAGGGAUGCCAAGUAUAGGAAAGUGACAAUGACAGAGCAACUGAAUGAGGUCAUUCUAUUAUUUCCUUCUCUUUAAGUUACAAAAGUAAUUAUUUAUAGUUGUGGGUACCACGUCAAGUUGUGGGUGUAGAAGUGAGAGGACAAUUGUUGUCUUGGUUUUCUUCUUCCACCAUGUGGAUUCUGGAGGUCGAAUUCAAAUCCCCUGGAUUGUCAGCUAGCAUUUUGACCCGCUGGGCCACCUUGCUGGCCUUAUUCUGUAAUUAGUUAAUGGAGCUGGUUCAGCUUAUCCAGGUGAAACCUUGGAAGACAUUUGCUUUAAUCACUGCUGUCCCUGUUAAGGGCGGGAAUUUUUUCAUAGCACCAUUUCUAAAGUGUAGAAGAAACACAAGCAGCUAUUUGUCCCAAACACAGACUUGUUUGGGUUGGCCAUAGGAUUCCAGGAAAAGUGGAGCAGAAAAGGUGCUAACCCGAGCUAAUACGGGAGGACUACAAGUCCCAUAAUGCCUUGGAAGAAUACGUCUUGGCCAUUCACGGGUUCCCAGACACGCGGACCUCCAGACGCACCAGGUAAACGCAGACAGCCGGGGACCAAGAUGGCUUCUGCUGGCGCCAAAGUGGGUGUGGUUCCCGGGAAAGCCACGCCCCCAGAACGCUACUGCAAUAGGGGCCGCCUUCGUGUCCAUAGCGACGGUGGCGGCGGCGGCCGUCGGCUUGCUUAAGAAGGCGCCGCCGCCGCCAGGAUCUCGGAGCUAGGAGUUAACCCCGAGGGGGAGCGGGCUCCCCCUCGCGACGGCGGGGACAGACAGUCCUGUGGAACGACGAGACGGUCCCCGACGUCCAGCAACGCCCAGGAAGAGCCGCAGCGAACGAGCGGCGGCCAUGAGCGACCAGCUGAGUCCAGCCCCAGGCCGCUAGGGGCAGCUCCAGCAGCCCCUGAGCUCUCCUCAAAACCUCGGGUGGGCAGUGUCUGCCAAUCUGAGAGGAUGGAGCCCAAUGCGUGUAAGACCAGUGAAUCUGAGGAAGAUGAUAUUGAGGAAGAAGAAUCUGAGGAAGAGUGUGUUAGAGAGGAAUCUACCACCCCUAACUCUAGCCAGCAGGCACUUGGAAAGGCUGACUAUAAAGAAUUUGAGAAUGGGGUUGCUUUAUCUGUUGUAGCCAAGAAUAUUCCAAAGAAAAUAUUAAGUACAACAGACACAGAUGAUUUGGAAGUUGGGAGGAGGAAAAGAAAGCGGAAACGAAGACCCCUGGCCAUCAACCUGACCAACUGCAAGUACGAGAGUGUGCGCCGGGCAGCCCAAAUGUGUGGCCUUAAGGAAGUAGGAGAGGAUGAAGAGUGGACUGUGUACUGGACGGACUGUUCUGUCUCACUGGAACGAGUCAUGGAUAUGAAGAGGUUUCAGAAAAUCAACCACUUCCCUGGCAUGACCGAAAUCUGCCGCAAAGAUCUGCUGGCUCGGAACCUCAACCGCAUGCAGAAGCUCUACCCCACUGAGUACAACAUCUUCCCACGCACCUGGUGCCUCCCUGCAGACUAUGGGGACUUCCAGGCCUACGGUCGUCAGCGGAAAACCCGCACUUAUAUCUGCAAGCCAGAUAGCGGCUGUCAGGGGCGUGGCAUCUUUAUCACCAGAACCCCCAAGGAAAUCAAGCCAGGAGAGCAUAUGAUCUGCCAGCAGUACAUCACCAAGCCCUUCCUCAUUGAUGGCUUCAAGUUUGACAUGAGAAUCUAUGUUCUGAUCACUUCCUGUGACCCUCUCCGUAUCUUCAUGUACGAGGAAGGCCUGGCCCGUUUUGCUACCAUGCCGUAUGUGGAACCUAGCCAUAACAACCUGGAGGAGGUCUGCAUGCACCUGACCAACUAUGCCAUCAAUAAACACAAUGAGAAUUUUGUCCGAGAUGAUGCUGUGGGCAGUAAGAGGAAGCUGUCGACACUCAAUGCCUGGCUGCGAGAGCACAGCCAUGAUCCCCGAGAGCUGUGGGGGGACAUCGAGGACAUCAUCAUCAAAACCAUCAUCUCAGCCCACUCUGUGCUUCGCCACAACUACCGAACCUGUUUCCCCCAAUAUCUGUGUGGAGGUACAUGCGCCUGCUUUGAGAUCCUGGGGUUUGACAUCUUACUGGACCACAAGCUCAAGCCCUGGCUUCUAGAGGUAAACCACUCCCCAAGCUUCACCACAGACUCCCGCCUGGAUCGAGAGGUGAAAGACGCACUUCUCUGUGAUGCUAUGAACCUUAUCAACCUCCGGGGCUGUGACAAAAAGAAGGUGAUUGAAGAAGAGAAACGUCGAGUCAAAGAGAGGCUUUUUCCGUGCCACCAACAGCCACGAGAAGCCAGGCGAGAACAGCUUGAGUCGUCCCAGGCUGCCAUGCAUGACCAGGAACUUUAUGAAGAUUCCCACCUAGGGGGAUACCGGCGAAUCUACCCAGGGCCUGACUCAGAGAAAUAUGCACCUUUCUUCAAGCACAAUGGCUCCCUCUUCCAGGAGACUGCUGCCUCCAAGGCCAGGGAGGAGUGUGCCAGGCAGCAACUGGAAGAGAUUCGCCUAAAGCAGGAACAGCAGGAGAACCCAGGCACCAAGAAGCGCAAGGAGAACAAGGAGCAGAACCAGGGAGAAUCAGCUGGGGAGAAAAGCCGAUCCAGAGUAGCUACACGGGUCCUUGCCACCAACCUGGCUUACAGGAACCGGAACCAGGAGAAAGAGCUGCUACCAGUACAACUGGACACUAUGCAGCCUCAGGACAUUGUGGAAGAGGAAGAGCUUGAGCGAAUGAAGCUCCUGCUACAAAGAGAGAAUCUCAUCCGAAGCCUGGGCAUUGUAGAGCAGCUCACUCGCAUGCUGUACCCUAGCCACCGGAGCCACAGAAAGCUUCAUGAGUAUCGGCCUAGAUUUCACCAGGACGGGCUGAGCAGUCAAGAACUGCAACCUGUGAAUUUGGUCCCAUUGGUGUUCCUGAGAGGGGCUGCCUCAGAGCAUAUCCCUCCUCAUUUCCUGCAACCACUUCGGCCCCACGAAUUGAUCCCCAGGAUCUUAGGGCCACUAUCAAGCAUGAAUCCCGCAAUUGCACAGCACUCUCGCUACCAUCUUCAGCCCAAGAACUUCAACUGGAUAGGAGAUUCAGCAGCCACUGGCCCCUGUUCAUUGUCAGUGAAGAAAUCUGGGAGGCACUAUUUUUCCAGCUCUAGAGUCAGGCUCACUAGCCAAGGCCAAGCCAGCAGAAGGCUAGAAGCCAUAAACAGAGCCCUGUCAGGAUCAGUGCCACCCACUUUAACCCCAAAGCAGGGUUAUCUUCUGCAACCCGAAAGACAGGAAAAUGGCUCAUGGACUGAAUGCUGUAACUUGCCCUGCAUGGUAAACUCUGAACACAGAGGAACCAAGGCUGGGGAUCUCACCCUAUGCCCUGCCUCUGCACCAGUACUGCAGCAUUCCAGCCCACUCCUCAACAUCAUCCAACACAGGUAAAAGAAGGAAAGCCCAGCAAUCAACCAAAGAGUAAAUGGUCUUCAAUCUUUGCUAAUUGAAAGACUGCCAUCAAGUUCCCGUUUGAAAAGCUCUGGCCAGGACCUUUGUUUGCAAAAGGCAAAACACGGAGACACCGAGAAUUCUUCAACAUUCUAAGAUUCUUUGGGGAUCGGUAAAGAUGAAGAGCUAAGGCCAGCUUGUUUGCAUCUCUGCUCAUCAAGCCUUAGACUGAGUUUAUCCCUAAGCGAUGCGUCUGAACCCUGGGUGUGGCUUGGGGCUGGAGGUCACUGGGCAACAAGGAGUUCCUUUCCCAGAGGAGUCAAAAGCCCAAGGUAUGGUGUAGUCGCCAUCAGAAGAUGGAUGAGGGUUCGCCCUUCCUGCCACAGUGGCAGAAUCAGGCAGGCCUGGGCAGCCUGUGCCAGAGGGGCGGCUCUGGGCAACCGAACCCGUCUUUUUAUUAAAGUUUAUGUCGUUUUCCAGG
This is a messenger RNA of Rattus norvegicus (Norway rat), 8367 nucleotides long. NCBI's taxonomy places the organism in Eukaryota, Metazoa, Chordata, Mammalia, Rodentia, Muridae. The record is from RefSeq and is a predicted model, not a curated record.